AGCGCUUAGCCUACCACGAAAUAGCAUGUAGGAAAGAGUACGUCUCGACCACGGCUGCUUGAACAAGGCUAAAACAGAUUGCAGACAAGUGCGAGCGAAACGCAUGUGGACCAGCAAGUUAGCUGGGAUAAAUAGCAAAGCCUGAGCGAACCUGAAGACUGUCCCGUCAGGAUUUAAGGCGCUUGAGGAAAUAGCAAUCCGGCAGGAUGAAAUUUGGAGAGCAUAUUUCCGCUCACAUUACCCCGGAGUGGAGAAAACAAUACAUCCAAUAUGAGGCCUUCAAAGAGAUGCUGUAUGCGGCGCAGGAUCAGGCUCCCUCCAUAGAAGUCACAGAUGAAGACACAGUCAAGAGGUACUACGCCAAGUUUGAGGAGAAGUUCUUCCAGAACUGUGAGAAGGAGCUCUCCAAAAUCAACACAUUCUAUUCAGAGAAGCUGGCCGAGGCCCAGAGGCGCUUCGCCACGCUGCAGAAUGAGCUGCAGUCGUCUCUGGACGCGCAGCGUGAGAGCAACGCCCCGGCCGGCCUGCGCCGCCGCCACAAGGUCGUCUUCCAGCUGUCGCACGAGGAGCGCAACCACCACCGCAACCUCAAGGACCUCAAGCUGGCCUUCAGCGAGUUCUACCUGAGCCUCAUCCUCCUGCAGAACUACCAGAACCUGAACUUCACAGGGUUCCGUAAGAUCCUGAAGAAGCAUGAUAAGAUCCUGGAGACGACGCGCGGGGCCGACUGGCGUGUGGGGCAGGUGGAGGUGGCGCCAUUCUACACCUGCAAGAAGAUCACGCAGCUCAUCACCGAGACCGAGGCUCUGGUUACUACAGAGCUGGAGGGAGGGGAUCGUCAGAGGGCCAUGAAAAGACUGCGUGUCCCUCCCCUGGGGGCAGCACAGCCUGCGCUGGCCUGGACCACGUUCCGUGUCGGACUCUACUGCGGAGUGUUCAUCGUCCUCGCCGUGGCCUUCCUGCUCACGGGUGUGGUGUUCCUAGGCGGCACGAAAAAGAACAUCUGGCCGCUGGUGCGCAUGUACCGCGGCGGCUUCCUGCUCAUCGAGUUCCUCUUCCUGCUGGGCAUCAACACCUACGGCUGGAGGCAGGCCGGCGUCAACCACGUGCUCAUCUUCGAGCUCAACCCCCGCAACAACCUCUCGCAUCAGCACCUGUUCGAGAUCGCUGGUUUCCUGGGUGUGCUGUGGUGCAUCAGCAUCCUGUCCUGCCUGUACGCGGACUACACCUGGCUGCCCACGCAGGCCAACCCCCUCAUCCUGUACGGCUUCAUGCUGCUCUUCCUCAUCAACCCCUUCAAGACCGGCUACUACAAGUCCCGCGUCUGGCUGCUCAAGCUGCUGUUCCGCGUGUUCACGGCGCCGUUCCACCGCGUGGAGUUUGCGGACUUCUGGCUGGCGGACCAGCUGAACUCGCUGGUGAUCCUGCUCAUGGACCUGGAGUACCUGGUCUGCUUCUACAGCAUGGAGCUCGUCUGGACCGACCGCAGCGGCCUGCUGCCCACCACCGCUGACAGUGUGUGCCACAGGUACUCGUACGGCCUGCGCGCCAUCAUCCAGUGUCUGCCCGCCUGGUGCCGCUUCGUGCAGUGCCUGCGCCGUUACCGUGACACCAAGCGAGCCUUCCCUCACCUGGUCAACGCCGGCAAAUACUCCACCACCUUCUUCGUCGUCACGUUUGCAGCCCUCUACAAGACCCACAAAGAGCAGGGCCAUGACGACGCGGACGUCUUCUUCUACCUGCUCAUCGUCUUCUCCAGCGUCAGCUCCCUCUACACGCUGAUCUGGGACCUGAAGAUGGACUGGGGCCUGUUCGACCGCGGCGCCGGGGAGAACACCUUCCUGCGCGAGGAGAUCGUCUACCCACACAAGGCCUACUACUACUGUGCCAUCAUUGAGGAUGUGUUGCUGCGCUUUGCCUGGACGCUGCAGCUGUCUCUGUCCACCAUGACGACGGCCCACUCCAUCUCCGACAUCCUGGCCACCCUGCUGGCCCCUCUGGAGGUCUUCAGGCGCUUCGUGUGGAACUUCUUCCGUCUGGAGAACGAGCACCUGAACAACUGCGGUGAGUUCCGCGCGGUGCGGGACAUCUCGGUGGCGCCGCUCAACGCUGACGACCAGACGCUGCUGGAGCAGAUGAUGGACCAGGAGGACGGCGUCAAGAACCGGCAGGGCAAGAAGACCUGGAAGAGGAGCUACAGCCUGUCCCUGCGCCGACCCCUGCUCUCCUCCCAAUCCAAGAAGGACACCAAGGUGCUGAUCGAGGACACGGACGACGAGGCCUUCAGCUGAGCGAUGGUCGCCGCGGUAGCUGGCGCUGUCGGCGCGUCCGUGUGGGGAAAUACUCAUCCUCUCUCUCCUGUACCCCUGACCCGCCCAUCACAGAGCUGCCUCAUCACACACCACCUCCUCCUGGACUCAUAAACACACACACACACACACACACACACACACACACCCA
Molecule: messenger RNA, 2460 nt
Organism: Sardina pilchardus (European sardine)
Lineage: Eukaryota; Metazoa; Chordata; Actinopteri; Clupeiformes; Clupeidae
Gene: xpr1a
Product: xenotropic and polytropic retrovirus receptor 1a
Exons: 15
Coding region: 207-2291 (694 amino acids)
Biological process (GO): cellular response to phosphate starvation; phosphate ion transport
Cellular component (GO): Golgi apparatus; cytoplasm; plasma membrane
Molecular function (GO): inositol hexakisphosphate binding
Source: RefSeq, a predicted model, not a curated record